Messenger RNA from Exophiala spinifera, 1518 nucleotides. RefSeq lists its product as uncharacterized. Gene Ontology annotation, biological process: regulation of DNA-templated transcription. The transcript is spliced from 3 exons. Lineage: Eukaryota; Fungi; Ascomycota; Eurotiomycetes; Chaetothyriales; Herpotrichiellaceae. The record is from RefSeq and is a predicted model, not a curated record. Gene Ontology annotation, molecular function: DNA-binding transcription factor activity. Bases 1 to 1518 code for a protein of 505 amino acids.
AUGACGGAUUCUACAGCGGAUAACAACUCUGCUAAUGAAGAUGAAAGGAAGAAGAAGCCCCGGCAGCGAACCGAGAGGAAAAGGAUCCAGGAUCGGCUUGCCCAACGAGCCAACCGCGAGAGAACCAAACAGCGGAUUGCCGCGCUUGAAGAGGCUCUGAGCAGCUUCCAGUCCGGCGAAGACCCCAGUUGCACGGCUUCACUGACGCGCACCAUUGCCAACUUGCGGAGCAACAACCACCAGCUCCGUUACACACUUGACAGAAUACGUAGCCUGAUCAGCCAAGUUCCGCCCAUCCCUGAAGGCGAUACCACUGGCACCAACACGGAGCUCAGGCCUGGCGAGCCAGCACCCAGCAGCCUAGAAUUGCAGUCUUCCGAAAGAAAACCGCCCAGAGCUUUCAUUCCCGGGGUCGAGUUCACCGGCACCGUUGUGGCCGGCAGUAAGAGAUUGGACUUUGAGUAUCCUGCAACGACAUCUGGAAAGCUUUUCCCUCCCCGUGAGACCGUGGCUGUUGCGGGCAAAACAACUUGUGCGGUGCCCGAGGAAGGGGUGGGUUUCGAAGACGGCAAUUGUGGAGAGGACGUUCUAGCAGAAGGUCUGGUCGUAGACGACGAGGUCCUUGGAAUAAUGGCUGUUGACACCGUAUCUGACCGCGACGCCACGGCAAACAAGCUGGACGUGGACGUGGAUCUGGAUCACUUCGACAUGGACAUCCACACCGACCUCCUUGAAGUGUUCGACACUACAGACUUGGGCAUUUGGACCACAACCGCCUACGAGCCUCCUGCACUGUUCCAAUCACCGUCCUCGACACUCGAAGUCUCCCGAGAGAUCGUUCCAGACACCGAAAAGUGGCACGUUGGCAAUUCGGCCUACUUUGGAGCCUUGGAUUCGGUGAAGCGACGCGUCAAGUCGACAUCGGCCUCAACCAUGGACUUUGAGGUGGCGUUUCAAGCCAUGCUGUGGGGGUGGCAGACGGUCGGCCACGCAGCAGGCGAGCACCCCGUGUGGCAGGCUCUGCGGGAGGUCGACCAGCGCAUCUUUGGCACUUGGACGUCGGUGGCACAAAGGAUCGCCAUGGUGUUCGUCUGCCAGACCCUGAUCCAGUAUCGAGAGGAUCCCACGCCAGACAAUCUCGCUCGAGUUCCUGGCUUUCUCCGACCUAGACCUUCACAAGAACGGCUAGCACACCCUGUGGUUAUUGAUUUUCUAAUAUGGCCCAGCAUGCGCGAUAGGAUGAUCUUUGAGCAUGAGAAAUACAGUGCGACGGGCGUGUUCUCGGCGGCCUACGUCGAGAAUUUCUCCUUCUUCUGGCCAUAUUCCGACAAGGAGAUAUUCGUUUACGACCCCCUUCACGAUCGACACGACUUCAGUCCUGUCUUCCUACAACAUGUGUAUGACUACGAGAACUGGACGAUGAAACCUGGAUUUUUCGACAAAUGUCCUGAAAUGCGCUACGAUGUUCCCGUCUUUCAGAAGGCUUUGAGUAUCAUGCAACCUGUGGCUUCGUUUUGA